CCAACAUGGAAGCGCGCUUGCUCCGGAAGUAGAAUCCUGUUUACAGUUGCUGUGGAAAUACAAUAUGGCAGACUACGCGAUCCACAGUUAAUUAAUGAGUCGAAUUAGUUAUUGAUGAAAGGAAUCUUCAACGAGGUAUUUAAAGAAAGAUAACAGUAAUCUCAAUCUUCAGUCACUGUCUUUUGUUUGAUGAUGAGUGAAUGGCACCAAAAUAUGCUGCACCUGUGCAGUCAGGUGCUGGCCACUUACGAUGCCAACACCAGGUCUCUGGAAGAGCAUGUUACUCACUUUCUACAUACCCAAAAGAAUGAGGAUGAAUCUGACAGGACAUUUAUUACAGAGGCCUUCUCUGGAUGCAUUAGAUAUGCAGCAGCCAUAUCUAUUGUCUUGGAAGGAUUUUACAAUAGAGAUGGACAAAACACACUCCGCUCAGAACAAAGCAUUUAUCAUGAGUGUUAUGAGUACGCUGCUUAUAAGUUGCUGUGCUAUCUAACAAUGUUUCGGGUGAAAGAGCUGGGAAUACUCCACUAUCGGAAAUUUGUGGAUUGUUUCGACACCAGAAAAGCGUAUAAGUUCCUGAAUUUUUUCCUUCAAGAGAAGAACCUAGUGACUUGGAUUAAGGAUGGCUGGAACACCAUUUAUGACGCCAUCUUUGUGGAGAACCAACUGUUGUCGCCGCUCCUAGAAUUGCUUCCGGAUCUACAAAAAAUAACAGAGCAUUUAAAACUGAAAUUAGACAACAAGAUCAAACCAAGAAAAGAAGUGAUUCCCACUACAGUAUGGCGUUUCAUUAAUAAAAAUUGGGAGGGUAUAGUCACUGUAACAGAAAACCUCUCAAGUCUUUUGAUAGUUACAGUGCGACAUGACAGUUUCUGUGGUUCGUGGUGGUGGUUGGGUAGUGGAGAGGGUCGAAUGUCAAAGAGGAGAGAAUAUGCCCAGUUUAUUGACAAAGAAGGAGAUUAUGAAGUGAAGCCAUUCAGCAUCACCAAGCCCAGACCGCGCAGCGUUCCUGUGCCGGAGCCGAUUCCUAGACUGCAGAAACACAAUCCAGUGCCUCAGUCUUUGUAUAAAGCACAUUCUGACCAGGCUGUCAUUGCCAAAAAGAAGGAAGAAAACCGACGCAAAGCAGAGGAGAUUCUCAUGGAGGCAUCACGGAAACAGUUUACCUGUGCCAAUCCUGAGAAGUCAGGAAAGACAAUGGAGGUUCUAAAAGAUAUAAUUUCAGAACAAGACUCCAAACUGGACUUUGAAAAACAUCGAGCACGGCCUUUGCCAUCUUUUCUGGAAAUUUCCAUCAAGAUGAAUACAGCAGCUAUACUGCGGGAGGGACAGCUGUAUCAAAAACUAGAGGAAGAGGAACUGAAAAAGAUAGUCACAUUAGAAGCUGGAACACGCAACAGCCAUGAAUUUGAAGAGUGGCAAAGCAGCAUGCGCAAGAAAGAUAUAGAAGCAAAGCUGGCAGAGGUGGAGCGGCGCAGACUUCUUGGAAAACUUAGCUAUGAAGAUGCCAUUUUAGCCCGCCAAAACUUUAUGCAGGAGAAUCGUGCCAAGGUGGCCCAGAUGAAAAAAGAGGCAGAAGCACUAAUGCAGGAGUAUUUGGAGCAGAAAUUGAAAGAAGAGCAGAGUAUCAGAAAUUUGAAGAUUGAAACACUUCAGGGACACCGAAAUGCAAAGGACAGCCAGAAACGACUACAGGAAUCUAAAAGAAGAAUAGUGCAGCAGAUGAGUGCAGAAAACCAGGAAUUGAUGAGAAAAGCCUAGAAGAGUCAUCUUCUGUUUCAGGCUGAGGCAGACAUGAAGCGCAAGCUGGAGCUCAUCUACCAGAUCAGAGCUGUUGAAAUAGCUCCAGCUCCACGCCGCAAAAUGCUAGAUCUGACAUCUACAGCUGGUGCCAGGCUUUUAAGUGAAAUGUCCAUUGCUGAACUGAGGGAACGUCUUGCCCUGCUGAAGGUGUCCCAGAAAGAAAUAGAAGAGAAGAAGGAUGAAAUUCUGGAGGCUAAGCAGGCCAAGGACCAGCAGCUGAUUGAGACUUUGGAGUGCAUUUCCAAACACCGUCUAGAACAGACUCGCUCUGCAGCACUCAGGUUGGAAGAGCACAAAAAGCAAAAACCCGAACAGAUGUUGCCAGAUUCUGAACCACUGAAAGAUCUGAAGAAGCAAGUUGAGGAAAGGAGAUGUGCUAGACUGAAAGUAAAAGAACAGUCUAAAAUGCAAACAAGCCCAACAUCUUCAGCACAUUAUGUCAGCCUCAUGAACCAGAAGAAAGCAUUAGAAGCUAGUCGCUGGCAUGAACUGGAGCGAACAAGAGAACGUGCUGCUCGUUUAACAGCAGGAGAUGGCCAGUACAGCAAGACUCUUCAACAUCUCACAUCUUUAAGUGUCAUGCCACUAUCAUGAUAGAUCAUUACUUCAUGCAUCCUCAUGACAAUGUCAAUCUGCUAAAUGCAGAAAUCU
Molecule: messenger RNA, 2454 nt
Organism: Pomacea canaliculata
Lineage: Eukaryota; Metazoa; Mollusca; Gastropoda; Architaenioglossa; Ampullariidae
Product: cilia- and flagella-associated protein 99-like
Source: RefSeq, a predicted model, not a curated record